Messenger RNA from Metarhizium brunneum ARSEF 3297, 999 nucleotides. RefSeq names its product Trypsin. Gene Ontology annotation, molecular function: serine-type endopeptidase activity. Gene Ontology annotation, biological process: proteolysis. The record is from RefSeq and is a predicted model, not a curated record. NCBI's taxonomy places the organism in Eukaryota, Fungi, Ascomycota, Sordariomycetes, Hypocreales, Clavicipitaceae.
AUGGUCCGCCCUGUUGUCAGUGCACUAGUCGUCGCGUGUUCUGCUGUUUCGGCAGCAGCAGCAGCAACUAUUGACAAGAGAAUUCUUGGUGGACAACCAGCUGAGAAAGGCGACGUUCCAUUUAUUGUUCGUUUUGAUAAUAAUUGCGGCGGCAGUUUAUUGGACAAGACUACAGUCCUCACUGCUGCUCAUUGCGUUAGCGAUGAAGCGGGAAAGCUCUCCGUAAGGGCAGGAGAGCUCCAGCGCGCAGGAGAGGGCGGAGUAGUUGCAGAAGUUGCAUCUAUUAAACGGCAUCCAGAAUACAUCAGGGGUCGCCUGCCAAAUGGUAUUUUUCACCCAAAUGAUAUUGCCAUUGUAAAAUUAUCAUCCCCGAUUGAGAAGAGCGAUACGAUUGGUUAUGCGAGGCUGCCAGCAAACGGCUCUGAUCCCGUGGUCAAGUCCAUGGCAACCGUGGCAGGCUGGGGUGCCCAAGGCCAUAGUAAAAAUGAUGGCAAUCUUCACAAGGUUGACAUCCCCGUCCACAAACGAGACGACUGUUCGGACAUUGAUAAAGGUGCCGUCAGAGACACUAUAGUGUGUGCUGGUGCAUAUGGCAAGACUGCGUGUGAUGGGGAUAGCGGUGGUCCUCUUAUCGACCGAUGGGGACAAUUGAUCGGUGUAGUGUCAGGUGGUGGGAGUGCCUGCCACGAACAAGGGCGAGAAACCUUGAUAUAUACCAGGGUCGGGAGUUAUAUCCCCUUUAUUUGCGAAAAUCUUGACGCUCCUUGCCCGGAUACUUUGUACGAACCGGCUGCCCAGCCGCCUGCGGAGCCUAUCCCUGAAUCUGAAGACCCUUUCUGGAGAGAGGUUAAUUCACAAGCACAGCAGGUUUGCAAUGAUCGAGGACUCACCGGAGAACAAGCUCAUCUUUGCGAAGAAUAUAAGCAGGCUUGCGUUUUUGACAAUCUUGCUACUGAUGACGCAAAUGUUAUUGUUGACUGCGUAAAGAAUAAGGCGUAG